Molecule: messenger RNA, 1563 nt
Organism: Thamnophis sirtalis
Lineage: Eukaryota; Metazoa; Chordata; Lepidosauria; Squamata; Natricidae
Source: RefSeq, a predicted model, not a curated record
GAGGGUUCCUGUCUGAUGCUGGCUGGUACAGUGAUGCUGAAAAGGUCUUCCUUUCCUGCCUUCAGUUAUGUACCCUUCAUGAUGAGAUGCUCCACUGGUUUCGUGCCGUCGAAUGUUGUGUCAGGUUGCUGCAUGUCCGGAAUGGCAACUGUAAAUAUCACUUGGGAGAAGAAACCUUCAAAUUAGCACAAUCUUAUAUGGAGAAACUAGCCGAGCACGGACAGCAAGCCAACAAAGCUGCCCUCUACGGAGAGCUGUGCGCUCUGCUCUUUGCAAAGAGUCAUUACGAUGAGGCUUACAAAUGGUGUAUAGAAGCAAUGAAGGAGAUCUCAGUUGGUUUGCCUGUAAAAGUAGUUGUGGAUGUUUUGCGACAAGCCUCAAAGGCUUGCGUUGUAAAACGUGAAUUUAAGAAAGCUGAGCAGUUGAUAAAACACGCAGUGUACCUAGCACGGGAGCAUUUUGGAGCCAAACAUCCUAAAUAUUCAGACACUCUACUUGACUAUGGAUUUUAUUUACUAAAUGUAGAUAACAUAUGCCAGUCAGUUGCAAUUUAUCAGACAGCCUUGGACAUCAGACAGUCGGUGUUUGGUGGCAAAAAUAUCCAUGUAGCUACAGCUCAUGAAGAUCUAGCAUACUCUUCUUACGUUCACCAAUACAGUUCGGGAAAAUUUGAUAAUGCACUAUUCCAUGCAGAACGUGCGAUUGGCAUCAUCACCCACAUUCUCCCAGAAGAUCAUCUCCUCCUCGCCUCCUCCAAAAGAGUUAAAGCGCUUAUCUUGGAGGAGAUUGCAAUCGACUGCCACAAUAAAGAAACUGAGCAAAGGCUGCUCCAAGAAGCUCACGACCUACACCUCUCCUCUCUCCAGCUGGCCAAGAAAGCAUUUGGGGAGUUCAACGUUCAGACAGCAAAACACUACGGCAACCUUGGGCGACUUUAUCAGUCAAUGAGGAAAUUUAAGGAAAAAAGCUGUUUGGGGAAGGUUACAGCGGACUAGAAUAUGACUACAGGGGCCUCAUUAAACUGUACAACUCCAUUGGCAAUUACGAGAAAGUAUUUGAAUACCACAACAUCUUAGCCAACUGGAACCGAUUGCGGGAUCGGCAGUUUUCAGUCACAGAUGCCCUGGAGGAUGUAAGCACCAGUCCUCAAUCAACUGAACAAGUUGUCCAGUCUUUCCUGAUGUCUCAGACCGUCGAAGGACCCAUUUGCUAAGGAACUUGGUCAAUUCUACCAAUAUUUCUUUCUUUCUUCGUUUUCCCCCCAGGUUUACACGGGAAAAGUCAUACUGUGAAAUUCGAAACCUUAUUUCAUUUUUUUUUUCUUUUUCCCCUCCUUUCCCGGAGCUGUUUAAAAAAAAAAAAUUUACAUUGGAACACUGGUCCAGUCCAUUAAAAAAAAAAAAUCCCCAUUUGGGGGAUGACAUCAACUUUUGAUGGAGUGACCGUGAGCCGGACAUGUGCUUAAAUGCACGAGCAUGAGCACAGCAUAUUUUGUUUGGGUUCAAGGUGCGUGCGUGUGUAAUGUGUGUGUGUGGUUAACAAACACGUACACACAAGCAUGUA